Anarrhichthys ocellatus (wolf-eel) is the source of this 2580-nucleotide messenger RNA. It is a transcript of the gene ppp1r35, whose product is annotated as protein phosphatase 1, regulatory subunit 35. Lineage: Eukaryota; Metazoa; Chordata; Actinopteri; Perciformes; Anarhichadidae. The transcript has 5 exons. Gene Ontology annotation, molecular function: phosphatase binding. Gene Ontology annotation, cellular component: centriole. The coding region runs from base 1570 to 2403 and encodes 277 amino acids. Gene Ontology annotation, biological process: negative regulation of phosphatase activity; positive regulation of cilium assembly; positive regulation of centriole elongation. The record is from RefSeq and is a predicted model, not a curated record.
GUCGGUCGGUAAAACCAAAGAAGAAGAGUGCGAGGAGGGUAAUUUAAAAUAGAAACGGAUAACUGUCCUGAAAUCUUCGGAUAAUAAAAACGUUUAACGUUAGAUCAUCUUCAGAGAGCGACUUUUGUAUGCUCUAGGUCUGGUGUUUCUAAGGAUAUUUUCCGAUCGGACUAAAUCAGGUAACACAAGAAUAUGUUAGUUGUACAAGCUAACUGUAUCAGCUUCAAUAUACUCUGUGAAAAAAAUAGACAAGCCAAACAGUCUGAUUAACACUAACGGAGACUGACGUAGGAUUUAGCUAGUAACUAAAAACUCAGCAAGUGGAAGCUAGUUGCAUUUGUUCACUAAGAUUACAGGGCUAACUGUACCAACUGUAUUUAAGCGUCAACGAUUAAAGACUAGUUUAAUGUGCUAUCUAACAAGCUAACUGAGAGUGUAAUUGAACUGCUAACGUUAUAGUUAUCUGUAAACCAACAGAUUAAGUUUGAUUUACGGUUUAUUGACCUAAAUAUAACGAUACUAACGGGAUCAAAUGACAACAAUAUUCCACACACCAUUGGUGAAAAGUAACAAAACAUCGCUACACUUAACUAACGUUAGCUACUCAAAUACUGUUCAAAUACUGUAACUUGUACAAUUUUGAGGUAAUGUUACUUGUACUUGAUGGAGUAUUUCCAUGUUAUGCUAUUCUACUUAGUACUCUACUACAAUUCAUGCGGAAAUACUGUACCUUUUCCGUCUACUUUUAUUUGAUUACUUUAGUUACUUUUACUGUACCGAUUGAGAAUACAGAAUACAAAUCAACUGAUGUAUUUUAAAUUCAGCUGCCUUGCAGUUUAUAUAGUAGAUCCCCACCUUUACCAGCUGCAACAUUAAAGCGAUGAACUCAUUAAUGCAUCACUAAUUAUGAUUCUUUAAUAUAAUGUAUAUGAAUCUAAAAUGUUGCAUUUCAUUGGUUUAAACAUGGAAAUGGUUAUUUGACUGAAAUGAGAGAGUAAAUGUAUGUGAGUGUACUUAUGUGUGUGAGCACAGUAUACACAUGCCUGCAUGUAUGCACAGUAUACAUGUAGGUAUGUGCGCUCUGAGGACACUUUGGUGGGUGAGCCGAAUCAAGUGGCCACACUCAAAGAUGGGAAAGGUCGCUUUGUUGGGGUGUGGGGUGGUUUGCUAAGGGGAUACACUGGGUGUAUGUGUAAUAUUUAGGGAUGUAAUAGGUGGAAUGUGUGUAGAUAUGUAAGUAAGUUGCCUAUUCAUGUAUGUAGUCAUUGGCACACCAGCGUGCCAUAGAGAAACAAUGAUUUUGCUGGCGACACAUUUCUAGCGACGUGUCUCGGUGUGAUCGUGGGCCCUUAGGUCCUAGCUUUGUGAGCUUAGCUUCCAUCCUGGCUCUCCUCUUUGGGCAGUCGACUCCACUUUCAGUGGCAUUUGGUCUGGCUGGUCGUGGCGGUAUUGUCUCAAGGUCCUUGGUAUAUUGUCAUUUAUCUUAAGUACUCCAGUAAACGAAAAUAAAAUGUUCCAAGAUAAACUGCACAAACAUUUUCUUUUUUGGGCACAUUCCACUGAAAAUCAAUGUCUCUAUUGUUUCCUGUCAGGAUGAGUUCCUCCUCCUUCCUCUCUCCUACCCCCUCUCCUCACCUUGCCCCUUUUCCCCUUUCCUCCUCCUCUCCGAUUCACUGUCCUGAGCUCGACCUGUCCGCCACACCCAGCUCCGCUCCCAAGCCCAGCCGCAUACACAUGAAGCCCAGCCCACUGAAGUUUGGUCAGCAAAGUGACCAAUCACAGCUGAGGCCCUUCCCCCAAGGACAGACGAGAAGAGGGGCAAACAUACAGGUGUUUUUUGACGAGCCGGUGGAUCUCGCGGUAACACUGGAGCAGAGCAGAGACAUCCCACCUAAGCAGCCAAUCAGAGCCCCCAGACAAUGGGUGGAGUCUCGUGGUGGCAGAUUGACAGUAUCCAAUGAAGAUCCAGGCUUUCUCGAGAGGGUGGGGCUAAACACCACUCUGGCUCUGAAGGCGGAGCUUCAGUCCCUGCAGGGUGCUGAGUUUAACUCCCAGAAGGCCAUUCAGGAGAGUCUAUGUAGGUCAGAGAGGACCAAAACCUUGAUCAACACCAGAGCUACUGAAGAAGUGAAUGUCUCUCGCUCUCAGCUUCUCUUCGCUUCAUUGGUCUGUGUCGAGGUGCAGGAAGAUCAGCUGAUCAGCCAGGUGCUGCAGCAUAGGCUGCUGCCGCCCUGUCUUGGCAACAAGGCAGCAGAUGGGCCCUCUCUUCUCCUCUUCAUGACCUCUGACCACCUUAGACAAAAACCUGUCCCACUAGAGGAGGAGCCUGUCAACUACAAGCCCUGCCCAUUGCCAUGUCCCACCUGCUCUACCUUUGACCUCCACAGAAGAGGGAGAUGCUGAGAGGCCAUGCCCUGACAUGCACACGGUAGAGCUCUGAUUGACAGUAGAUACUGAGGUCAGACUGUGUGUGUGUGAUAUCAUUAAUAAUAGUGAUCACAUUUUUUAAAUUAUUAAUAUAAACUGAAAUCUGUAUUUAGAUACCUUUUUGUUUUUCCAAUAAAGUAUUUUCAAACACAG